This is a messenger RNA of Podarcis raffonei (Aeolian wall lizard), 2566 nucleotides long. RefSeq names its product small integral membrane protein 13 (gene SMIM13). The record is from RefSeq and is a predicted model, not a curated record. The transcript is spliced from 2 exons. Bases 569 to 829 code for a protein of 86 amino acids. NCBI's taxonomy places the organism in Eukaryota, Metazoa, Chordata, Lepidosauria, Squamata, Lacertidae.
UGAGCUCCCUCCCUCCUUCUCCCGGCUCUUUUUUUUUUGCGGCUGCCGGGGGUGUUUUCAGGGUGGGGGAGAAACCACUCUGCGGCUGGUGGAGGGGGGCGACGGUGUUGGCGCCCUUGCUCCCCCCGCGGAAGGAGCGAUGGAGCUGCCGCCUCUCAGCCUCCGGGCCGGGAGGAAAUAGCGCUCUGCCCACUUUCAGCUGCACGUCUCUCUUUCGGGACCACCGUUCGCCGCUCCUCUUGAUUUCUUAACUCCGCAAAGCCCUGGGAGCACCUUACCCUGACUAAUUUUUAAUCCGUGUAGUUUCGGCUUCAUUUAUUUCCCCUGUUCCAUCCUUCGAGCUCCGGGUCUCCUGGAGCCCUCGUCCUGCGGAACUCCCUGCCUCUUGAUUGCCAGCGCGAAGCCCUCGGGAAAGGGGGAAAGCGCGCUCCAGCCCAUCCGUUUGCUCGUCGCGGUGGAUUCCCCACUCCUGGCGGGCAGCGAUGUUGCUGUCGCCUCUCUCCUCCUCCUCGUCUUUCCCGCAGUUAACCCAAGGGAACCGUGAAAAGCAAAGCUCUUAGUUGCGAAAAUGUGGCAAAGCAUUGGCCUGUCCUUGCUGGUCGUCGUGGCCGCCCUCGCUUGCUUUCUGCUGCUAGUGCUUUGCGGUUGGUACGUUGUCUGGCACCUCUUCCUGUCGCAGUUCCGGUUCUUACGAGAGCUGAUAGGAGACACAGGAUCUCAACAAGGGGAUAAUGCCGUGGUUGAGCCCGAAGCAGAGCAGGAUGUGCCAGCCGCUCCCCAGAGGAGAUCUGCCCGGCAGCGAAGGGCACCUGCUGAAGAAGCAACUUAAUUGGAGCUUCCUGGGCAAUCCUCAAGAGAUGGGCAGCCGGCGACUCUUCUGUGGCUUAGUAGUUUGGUGUUGCUGAUACGCCAAACGAGGGCGGCCAAGGAUUUGUGAAUUCCUUUACUCCUGGAAUUUAACAAUGCACUGCUUCGGAAGAGGUUCCGGCGAGAUUUUAAUGGAGAGCAGGAUGGGACCGAAGAGAAACAGGGAGAGCGGAGCCGAAAUGGCUCCUCCCUGCUCGGGAGAAGAGUCGGCCGGGAGUGCCACUCCUGGGUCUGUUCCUCAGUGGUUAGGCCCAGCGUGAAUCUGUGGAUAAGCUUCCCAAAGCUGAAAAUGGUUACUGACUGCUUUUGUGUAGGACUGCAACUCAUCGCAGGUGGCAUCUCUUGCGACCCUUCAUUUCUACGUCUUGCAAAGAGGAAGCGUGUCUUUACUUGAGCCUUAUCCACUUACACAAGAGUGUUCUGCUUUGGUCAGUGGCCUAAAAGCGUGCCUCUGUCCAUGGGCUAAAUUCGCUAUUAGGCUCAUGUGGAGGCGUUGACAACUGACUUAAACAUAAGUGGGCAAUGAAACACAGCAUUUUAGUUUCAAUGCACAGCAGUUCCUUGCUCUGCUUUGCUUUUAAUCUUACGAUCUCAUCAGGCUUGUGCACGAGUGUGUAUGUGUCGUCAAAUCCUUUCUUAUUUCCAUAAUAGAGAGAGGACAGGAGUAUCUGUUACAAACCUUUCAUGGAAUGUCUUUUUUUUUUAUUUCACUAACUAAUUGGUUUGAAGUAAGCUUCUUUUUUUUUUUUUUUGCAUCCUUUGCACCAAAAAUCAGUUGAAAUGAGUUACAGACAAACCUCUGGGGGGCAGCUUUUUAACCAUAGUCUCUCCCUAUUGCUAAAUUGUAUGACUGGGACCUUUGCAUCUUUUGUUCCUCAAACAAAUGAUCAGUUUAGCAAAUGCAUCUGCUUUGCCUUCGGGCAAAGGGAGCCCCCACUUGAUUGACACUGCUUUCAGUAUUGCUAAAUUCAUAAAACUAGCACCUGUAACUGUAGUAGAAGAUAACUGAUACUGACUUUGAACCAGUGGUAGGUAAGAGAUGAUGAUGCCCCCCCCCCCGGGUGCUCAUGGCUGACUUUUCCUUCAACUCCAGGAUGUGUCUUGUUGAGUUGUGUUGACUUUCUUCUUGUUCAACUCCUUGCAGUUUUGCUCAUCAUUGACUACGGAAAAGUGUCUUAAUGCUUGAUAGCAGCUGAAAUCAAGCCCUCCUGAAGACUUUUAUCUAUAGACUCCUCAUCUUGAACAGCAACCUUGAGUGACCUCCUUUAACAUUUGGGUCAAGAGCCUUGUUUGUUUGGGGUUUUUGUUUGUUCCUUGUCUAGUUACCUGUGUACACCCUUUGGAAAAGCAAAAAGCAAUUUGAAGAUGACAAUAGUCACAAACCCAUCAAUGGCUCCUAUCUUCCCACCCUCUGAAGUGGUUGCCCUGCUCUUAUUUUAUUUUCUUGGAAACUCCUCUCUGUUCUGUUUUUAAUUAAUAGCUAUUGGAGCAUGUAAUGAACAUGGCAGUACAGGCCUGUUUCAUGUACUGCACGACAGCAAACCUGGGUCUGUGCACGUAAAAAAAUGACACUCUUAAAUCUGAAGACAUUGCAAAUGAAAACCCUGGCGUAUCAAAAAAGAUUUCUGCAACUGGCUUCUUUAAGGUGGAUGUGGUGGGAGGAAAUACUUGAAAUUAAAUAAUGCCAGUUGUUUUCAGA